GAUGAGAAGCCUAGCGACCACACAUUCCAAGAGCCAGUCAAAAGAAAGAGAACUAGUGAAUUUUUGGGAGAAUCGACAGCCACAACGCAAUUAGAAACUGAUGGUGUCCGUUCAGCAGGCAGGGCUGGCAGCGAAGUAAACAAAUUCAUUUCGUCUCCAAAAACUCGAAAAUUGUCAUCGUCUUCUGCAUUUUCGCCUGCGACGAGUGACGAAGAAAGCUCUGAUGGCCCUGAAAAGAAAUCCAUUUCAUAAGUCUAGAACAAAUAAUUCCGCACGCGUGAAAACCUUACUAUUUUACGGCGCGAAAGCUUUCUACAUCUUUUUUUACUUUCUUUUCCGUCGAUCUUCACGUGUCCCGUUUUUUCCGAUUCUGAAACUUGUGUCAUGUGGCACAUUAGCCAAGAAUAUAACCUUUUCACGUCGCUCUUUCGUAUAGAAAUGCUGCUUUAUCGACAUCAGCGUUUGAGGUUGGAGGUUGGAGGUUGAGGUUGGAGGCCUUGAAAGCCGAAAUGAAUCAAAAGUCCUCUGACGACAUACAGUCCCUGAAAGACAAGGUGCGAUAUCUACAAGAGGAAAACGACAACCUUAAAUGCAAGCUGAAGUUCUGCGAAGAGUUCACCAACGUCAGGACAUGGAUUGACCAACUCAUCGCAAAACAAAAAGCGAAUAAGCAGCUGUCGUCGUCAUCCGAGUCGUCAUCUGACGUUAUUGCCACUGUCAGCAAAAUCGAUGAGCCCCCUCGCAACUGCAGUGAGGCGGCUAAGUUGGAAUCUAAAAUCGACUUGGAAAACCCAUUGUUUAUCGAGGCUCAAUUUCCAAUAACCGAAAAGGUUAUUGAUAGUAUCCCGUCCAAAAAUAAAAAAUCCGACAAACGCUUUGUCGCUGCUCUUUUACGUCUUAUGUAUCCGGAAGAAUAUCUUGCAACACACACUAUGGGUGCCAACCUCACUGGUAAACCAUCAAUGGAUGAAAAGGAACUAACACAAAUAAUUGACCAAACUCUUAUCUACUUUAACUACAUCAAACUUCCCAAAAAUGAAAAGGACGAAAAGAUUUCCGUUAUUAGAAAAGCCAUCACCACAACUCUGAAUAACAUAAAACAGAAGAAUAGAAAAAAAUAG
Daphnia magna is the source of this 1121-nucleotide messenger RNA. Its product is annotated as BEN domain-containing protein 6-like. Gene Ontology annotation, molecular function: DNA binding. Lineage: Eukaryota; Metazoa; Arthropoda; Branchiopoda; Diplostraca; Daphniidae. The record is from RefSeq and is a predicted model, not a curated record. The transcript is spliced from 5 exons. The coding region runs from base 510 to 1121 and encodes 203 amino acids.